AUGCUGUACCAGAACGGUUUUUUGAAAGAAGGCGCAGUGGUGGUGAGUCAGCCGCGCCGCGUCGCCGCGAUCAACCUGGCUCGUCGCGUGGCCGAGGAAUUAGACGUCGAAUUCGGCAAGGAGGUGGGCUACACAAUCCGAUUCGACGACUUCUCGGACACCUCCACCAAAAUCCGCUACAUCACCGACGGCUGUCUGGUCAAAGAGCUCAUCAGCGACCCCACUCUCUCCAGAUAUAGUGUUAUCAUGCUCGACGAGGCCCAUGAGCGGAGCAUCAAUUCCGACAUCCUCUUCGGUCUCUGCAAGCGUCUGCUCGCGCAGCGCCCCUCCCUGCGUCUGCUCAUCUCCUCCGCCACCCUCGACAUUUCCCAUUUCCAGCAGUUCUACCCGGGCUCCGUCGCUCUCUCCAUUCCCGGCCGCCUGUUUCCAGUCGCGGUUUUUCACAGCAAAUCCGCGCUCGCCGAGUCGCAGGACGAAGCCAUCGACCGCUCUCUCCGCGCCUUGCAGCAGAUCCACCGCCGCGAGCCGGGGCACGUGCUUCUCUUCCUCCCGGGGCAGUUCGAGAUCGAAAAAGCCGCCAAAAUCGUCGAGGACUGGUACCAAGCCGAGCUCCGAAACGACCCUUCAUUCCCGCGGUUGGUCGUCCUGCCGCUCUACGCGGCGCUCCCCGCGGAACAGCAAGCGCGAGCGUUUCGCGCGGCGAGUCCGGGCACGCGGAAGGUUGUAAUCGCGACGAACAUCGCGGAGACCUCGGUGACAAUUCCGGGGAUUCGGUACGUGAUCGACCCUGGUUUUUCGCGGGAAAAGAGCUUUGACCCGCGGACGGGAAUGGACUCGCUGGAGACGACGCGGAUUUCCCGCGGGGCGGCGCAGCAGCGCGCGGGCCGCGCGGGGCGGACGGGUCCGGGGAAGUGUUUCCGGCUGUACAGCAGCGCGGAGUACGCGCGGAUGCGGGAGAGCGCGGAGCCGGAGAUUCGGCGCGCGUCGCUGGUGAGCACGAUGCUGUAUCUGAAGGUGCUGGGCAUCGACGACGUGCUGGCGUUCGAGUAUCUCGACGCGCCCGCGCCCGAAGCGAUCUCUCUCGCGUUAAAACAACUGCUCAUCGUGGGCGCGCUCGACGACGCCGGUCGCGUCACGCCGCUGGGCAGACGCCUCUCCGCGCUGCCGCUGGACCCGCAGCUGGGCAAGACGCUGCUGCUGGCGUGCGAGGAGGGCUGCGCCGACGAAGCCAUCGCUAUGAGCGCCAUGCUGAGCGUCGAGAAGGUCUUUCACGCGAUUGCCCCGCGGGAAAGGGCGUCCGAGCGCGCGCAGAGGAUCGCGCGGCGGCAGAAGCGGCUGAGCUCGGAGCUGGGCGAUCAUUUCACGUUUCUGAACGUGUUCAUGAAGUUCAAAACCCGAUCACACGGACGAGCCUGGUGCGACGACCACGGCGUUCAUUACCAGUCCAUGCGGACGGCGCUCUCGAUCUAUCGGCAGCUGGGCGACGCGCUGCGAGCCGGCGGAAUGGACGUGGAAAAACGCGCGGGAGACGUGAUUGCCGCGCUGCAGAAAGUGCUGGUGGAGGGCUCGUCGCUGACGCUGGCGCGGAAGUGCAGGAACGAUGUGUAUCGAACGCUGAUCGAUGUGUUCGAGAACGAAGGAACCAGGAUUGGAGAGAUCCAUCCAUCAUCAUCAUUGGUGUGGAACGAUAACUACCCGCAAUACAUCGUGUAUCAAGAGCUGGUGGCGAGUACGCGGAGCUAUUAUCGGAAUUGCUGCGAGGUUCGCGAGGAAGACGUCGUGGAAGUGCUGAAGCGAAUUAAGGCGAUGAAGAACGUCAAACUGAGCGGAGGCAGCGAGCUGGUCUUUUACAAGAGCAAUGGGGAGAAGAUUGAGACCGAUCGGGAAGUGGAGAAAACGAAGGUCGAGACGGAGAAGGCGACGAAGUCGAUGCUGACGGAAAGUCGGUUUGAAAGGAUGUGGGUGAGGCGUAGGUGA
This is a messenger RNA of Blastocystis hominis, 1977 nucleotides long. RefSeq lists its product as hypothetical. Gene Ontology annotation, molecular function: RNA binding. The record is from RefSeq and is a predicted model, not a curated record. Gene Ontology annotation, cellular component: intracellular anatomical structure. Lineage: Eukaryota; Bigyra; Opalinata; Blastocystidae. The coding region runs from base 1 to 1977 and encodes 658 amino acids. The transcript has 3 exons.